GGCCGGAAACAGCUGUGGUCACGAAACGGGGGAACGAAAGCUUCCGCUGACGCUGUUCCGAGCCACGUGCGGGAGAGUACAGCGCUGAACCUUCACCAACCUUAUUGUUUGACUCUGCAUUUUCGAAUGAAUUGUUGAACUUUUUAACCGGCCUAGACAUUGAAGAAUCACCUCGUCAGAACAAAAUAACCGGGGAAUAGAGGAUUGAACGGCCGGCAGGCUAAAGCCGGGCCGCGACUUUUCUUUGUUCUCUUUCUCGACCUCUAAGACGAGUCGUCGCUGAGUGAGUGCAAAGUGUUGUGAUUAUCGUGUGAAAAUGUGUAAAGUAGAAAUGCUAAAAGCGUUGCUGAGUCAGCGACUCACUGCAGCCGUCGCAGAAGUUGUUGUCGUGUUUGAAAGAACGAUAGCAGAGUACGAGGAGGAACUUUCUCGGACGAAAGAGGAGAACGAGCGUCAACGUCAACUACUGGACGCCGUUUUAAUGCCUCAAGUUGUGUUACGCAAAACAGCCACACAAGCAACAGAGGACCUUAGUGGGAUCAGACCUGCAGAUGUCCAUGAUGACCAUCUUCCCCCCAAGCAGCAGGAGUGGCGCUCCGAGGUGGAGCCGGAGGAGCCAGAGCCCCCCCACAUGAAAGCGGAAGAAGAGAUGUCCGAGCCACCCCACGUUAAAGAGGAGGGAGAGCACCUUCUUGGCCUGGAGUUGCCGGGGACUGCCGUCCCUUUGAAGAGCGAAGAUGGCGAGGGCUCGCAGAUUCAUUCUAGUCAAAGUGAGGCGAACAGAGUUGCGGGGCCUACAAGCUGCAACUCCACUCAACACAUGUCAACAGAAGACGUCGAUGUCCACACGUCGUCGUCCCACUACCCUGAGACAUUUGCCUGUUCAGUCUUUGAAGGAUUCUAUCAGAAUGAGUAUUUGAUGGCAGAAAACACUCGAAACAACGCAUUUCCCUGCUCUGUUUGUGGUAAACGAUUCUCGCACAAGAAGAAUCUGACGCCACACAUGAGGACGCACACAGGGGAGAAACCUUUCAGCUGCUCAUUCUGCAGUCAAAGCUUCUCGCUCAAGGCCACGUUGACCACACACAUGAGGAGACACACAGGGGAGAAACCUUUCGCUUGUUCAGUCUGUGGGCGAAGGUUUUCUGCACGGGGGAAUUGGGUCACACACAGAAGAACACACACCGGUGAAAAACCCUUUUCCUGCUCAGUCUGCAACAAAGAUUUUAGUGCUCGUUCCGCAUUUGCCAGUCACAUGAAGAGACACACGGUGACGAGUAUUUAGCUCAGGGGUUUUCCAACUUUUUGGGCACAGGGACCCCUGAUAGGGGUGAAUUUUUUUAAGGAUCCCCUCAGCAUCCUAAUAUCAUUUAAAUAUAAUGACAUCUAAAUGCCAAAUGAAUCAAAAAGUUGCCUAUUUUCAAGAAAAAAAAUACACAAUUUUACUAUGACAAAUUCAUCCAUUUCUGAGAAUGGGUCACACACAUAAGAACCCCCGUCUCUCUAAGAGUAAAGAGUAAGAGUAAGUUACUCUCUAAGAGUAAAGGUGAUUUAUUUAUUUAUUUUUUCCCCAAAAAAGAAAAGUUGUAAUCUUAGCAGAACAAAGAUACAUUUUGUUUGGAUGAGCAGACGUACGUAAACUUGCGAGAAUAAAAUAAAAAAAAAAUUCCAGGGUAAAGUCAUAAUAUCAUGAUAGUAAAGUCAAAUUUUAAUGACGGAAGUGUGCCGCUCGAUAUAAGUAAAACUGACACAUUCAAUAAACUUGAUUGUGAUAAUAUAAUGCCCUUUGGAAAAGAUGCUUUUAUUCUAAAAAUUAAAAAAAAUAUGCCUUUUAUUCCCAAAAUAGGACUUUUUUCUUAAUAAUAUGCCUUUUGUUCUAAUAAUAAUAAUAUUUUUUUAUGCAUGCAGAAAUGUCAGGUUUAUGUGACAUUACAUCACAAUGAUAUCAAAGCUUUUCAUUGGCCCAAAGCUAAGGUAGGGUAUUUUUCAUAUUGGCGUGCGAGUACCCACAUGUUGGCAUCCACUUCUUCAAAUGAUUCAACAUAAUUUAUUUCGAAUUAUUUUAUGAGCACCCAAGCUACAGCUCACAGACUCCUGAAGAACACAUUUUGACCUGAUCUGGAUGAAAGGGCUCUGAUUUCGAAUGCACAUUACUGUAUAUUCAUAUUUAGCUAACUAAUUGGUCUCUUGAGAAGUUAAGUGGCAUUCAGUUAAAAUGUCGGUGGGUCUCAUAUUGGUUGUUCAUCUGUUUGUUUGUCUUGGGUAGCACGUUGGAUGAGUGGUUGGCAUGUCUGCCUGACAGUUCUGAGGUUUUGGUUUUGAAUCUCAGCUCCGGCCAUUCUGUGUGGAGCUUGCAUGUUCUCCCCAUGCCUGUGUGGCUUUUCACUCGGUAUUCCGGCUUAAUCCCACGUUCCAAAAACAGUCUUCUGAGGUUAAAGGGGCAUUAUCAGUUUUAAAACUCCGAGCAAAAUUUGAAUGUAGCUUCACUUCACUAAUCACCCGCCUCCACCCCACACAACACCUUCAGUUUCUGACAAAAGCCAUGCCCCUCACUUGCCCGAGGCGUACACUGUAUUAAUUGUGCACUGUAAACAAGCCGAUGUUGGACGUUAGUCGGAUAACUUAUUCGUAAUAAUGUUACUAUAACACUAAAUGUUAUCAGUUUAACAUUUUGUUUUGAAAUGUACAAUCAAUUACAAGUCAAGAAGAGGUGAUAAACUUACCUGUCAAGCAGGAAUGUCACUUUUUCUGCAGCCGUUUUGAAUCCUCUCAGCUGCCUGUGACCCCUCUGAGAGGCAGCUUGUGUGUUUACCUUGUUUUGUCUCACCAUCUGUCCCAAUUCCUUCUUUUUAACUCAUGUUGCUAACCAAAGGUGGAUAAUCCACGAUAGUUUCAGCGAAGCUCCUGAAGCCCAAGGAAAUAAGUUAGGGUAAGGCAGCAGGGGUGUGCUAGCAAGUGCAUGGCAAAUGAUUGACACGUCGUCGGUCACGCCUUCUGUCUCUGACUGCUCGUUUUUCCUCCGUUUUUUUUUCUUUUUUUCUGACUGCUCGUUUUUCCUCCGUUUUUUUUUUUUUUUCAAGAAUACAAUGUAUGUGCCAGUACUAGUCAAAAUAUGGUAUGAGCUUGGAAUAACAAUGUAAUUGAAUAAUUUAUCAACUCAAGAGAGUCGCCAUGUUCAGCGAAAUCGUCAUCAACUCUCGAUCGGAAGUGGCGUCUAAGUGCAAGGAGCACUUGGCACACUAUACAGUGCGCUAUACAACUACGUUGGCUGGCAGAUUUUGAGCGCAAUGGCUUCAAUCAUUCCAUCCAAAGCUGAGAAGAAAAUCUUGCAGCGGCCAUCAGAGGAACUAUAGUAAACAGUAAAAGCGUUGUACAUCAGCUUCAUGAUGAGAAAGAGAUUAGGCAGAAACAAAUCACGAUCGGCUCACAGCUCGAUAAGUAUGUAGUAUGUAGAUGAAGUUUAUGAUAAUGUUUUAUUAUGUAGCUUUUGUACAUGUAAUGAAAUCGAAUAUGUAGCAUGUCAUUGCGAAUAUUUAUUGUGGUUUGUAAAUAAAGUGGCCAGGAAUUGGUGAACAUGUCACGUUCUUGUGAAUUUGCACUCAUGCGAGCGUGAAAAAAUCUAAAAAUGGCUGCCCGCAUAAGCGACUAGAUGUGAUGUUUUAAACAUACAUUUAUUCGUUACAUUACAUUAUUUGUUCAUCUACUGCACUGGUGGCCCGGGGGCCAGAUCCGGCCUGGCAUGUCAUAUUAUGUGGCCCGCGAGAGUGUGCAUCGACUUUGUGUUUCUUAAAAAUACCAAAAUUGCAAACUGGCUUCACUUUUAAAAAUAUUGAGAUAUUGCAAGCAUUUUUUGUUACCAA
This is a messenger RNA of Phyllopteryx taeniolatus (common seadragon), 3860 nucleotides long. RefSeq names its product oocyte zinc finger protein XlCOF19-like. The transcript is spliced from 2 exons. Gene Ontology annotation, biological process: regulation of transcription by RNA polymerase II. Gene Ontology annotation, molecular function: DNA-binding transcription factor activity; RNA polymerase II cis-regulatory region sequence-specific DNA binding. The record is from RefSeq and is a predicted model, not a curated record. Bases 317 to 1285 code for a protein of 322 amino acids. Lineage: Eukaryota; Metazoa; Chordata; Actinopteri; Syngnathiformes; Syngnathidae. Gene Ontology annotation, cellular component: nucleus.